GUCCCUUCUUCUCUUAGCAAGCUAAGAAGUACCAAAGUCAAUGAGUAUACGUGUGUGAAGCUGAUUUCGAACUCUCCUGUACCAUUUAAUUCCACGACUUCAAAAUGUCAGACCCGCACGCACACAAAGACGACCAAAGUCUUAGCCCCCACAAAGAGCACGCCAACCUUCCCCGAGGCUACCGCAUACUUGCCGGUCACCCCUCCAUCCCAGAAUACCUCGCCCUCCGCCGCCAAGCUGGAGGUCUCUCCCCAAAGACCGCAAUUCAAGCUGAAAAGGCCAUGGGUGGAAGCUGGUACGCCGCCUACAUCGUCUCCACUAAAGCCAAUCCUGAUGCCACACAGCACCUUAACGAGUCGCAAGCCGAUUUGAUGAACAGAAAUGAAGGGGAGACUGCCGUUGCUAUGGCGAGGGUAAUUGGCGAUGGGGGGUGGUACUUUCACAUUAUUGAUUUUGCUGUAUUGCCAAAACAUCAGAGAAAGGGGUUGGGCCAGGCACUAAUGGCGGAUAUACUUAACAGGAUUCGGAAGGAAGCGCCACCGGGGGCCUAUGUCAAUCUUAUUGCGAAUGAUAAGGGACAGGCGCUAUAUGGAAAGUUUGGGUUCAAGGAGCCAGUGGGAGAUCUUGGCAUGGAAUUGAGGAUGGAGUACCCAGAGGGAGCUGGGCCGGAUGAUGAGAAGAUUCCUAGAGUGGAUGAGACCCGGGCUGGUUAGGGAAAAGAUGAUGGCAAGGAUGAGAAGACGGCGAAUAAGGAAGUCUAGGUGGCUAUAAGUACUCGUUAUGUUUUCUACUGCGAUAUCGAGGACGUCGAUUGAGUUCGAGAACCGAAAUAGAAGAACAUUAACGACGACUCCAUGGCCGACCGCAUCGAUCUCCCUUCCAAGGGUGCUUAGUGAGGAGUAGAUUAGAGAAGAGUACUAUAAGGCGAGAGGGUUUUGCUUAGGACUAUUAGCAGGCUAGCUAGGAGACAAGAGAACAACGGAGGCCAGUAUUUGCAACAGAUGGUGAAAGUCGGGGAGGGAGCUACCCUUCUAUAGAGCGCGAAAACGGACCUAACGGCACUGUGCUGGUAAGGUAAUUGCCGGUGAGCUAAUCGACGGGUGGCUUUAUUACCACAUGAGCUAUUACCACAUGAGCCAG
Messenger RNA from Pseudogymnoascus verrucosus, 1140 nucleotides. RefSeq lists its product as uncharacterized. The record is from RefSeq and is a predicted model, not a curated record. The transcript has 2 exons. Bases 105 to 713 code for a protein of 202 amino acids. Gene Ontology annotation, molecular function: acyltransferase activity, transferring groups other than amino-acyl groups. Lineage: Eukaryota; Fungi; Ascomycota; Leotiomycetes; Thelebolales; Thelebolaceae.